GAGCGACGACGCAAUCGCCAGAGCUGCAGCAGUGUCGAGGGUCGAGGGAGGGAGCCAUGGCCGCCUCGAUUUCUUGCGUUUUGCAGGGAUGGCCGUCGUCGCGGGCUGUGAGUGGGUCUGCUGCUCACCAGUCUCUCGCUGGGGUACCUGUGGUGGUGAGUUUUCCCUCGAAGGGUUCCGCGGCUGUGGAGAGGGCCGCAGGAAUUAGGUGCGAAGCAGGGAGCGGGGAGAAGGUGGGGUUUUUCGGUCGACUCGGUCGCGUUAUCAAGGAGAAGGCGAAGGGCGACAUCGACCGACUCUUCAAUGGCUUUUCGAAAACGAGAGAGAAUUUGUCGGUCGUGGAUGAACUCCUCACGUACUGGAAUCUAUCUGACUCCGAGACUGUGCUCGACGAAUUGGAGGAGGCUUUACUUGUUGCGGAUUUCGGACCGAGAACUGCUUCCAAAAUUGUCGACGAGUUGCGAACAGACAUUUUGAAGGGAAAGUUGAAGACAGGUCCAGAGAUCAAGGCAGCGCUGAAAGCAAACAUUCUGAAUCUACUUACACAGAAAGUGACCACGACCGAGUUGCAGUUGGGCACUAGCCGUCCUGCCGUGAUCAUGAUCGUGGGUGUAAAUGGAGGUGGAAAGACAACGACGAUAGGAAAGUUGGCCCACAGGUUCAAGAAGAUGGAAGACACGAAGGUGUUGAUGGCUGCAGGUGACACCUUCAGGGCAGCCGCUUCUGAACAACUGGAUGUCUGGGCUGAAAGGACAGGUUCAGAUAUAGAAGUUGGUGAAGGAGAGAAGAAAAGACCUGCUGCAGUGCUUGCGCAGGCUACGAGACGAGCUGUUGAGGAGGGUUAUGACAUAUUGCUGGCGGACACCUCAGGAAGACUACACACCAACUUCAAUUUAAUGGAAGAACUGAGGAAUUGUAGGAGAUCAAUUACGAAAGUAUUACCUGGCGCUCCACAUGAAGUGCUGAUGGUGCUGGACGGUACUACUGGGCUGAACAUGCUUCCGCAAGCACGCCAGUUUAAUCAGGUUGCUGGGGUCACAGGCUUCAUCGUCACGAAGCUUGAUGGAACAUCUAGAGGAGGCUGUGUGGUAAGCGUAGUGGAUGAACUUGCCAUUCCUGUAAAAUUUAUAGGAAUUGGAGAGAAGUUGGAUGACCUACAAGCCUUCGAUCCUGAGGCUUUUGUAAAUGCUCUCUUCCCAUAGAAACGGAUUCUCAUUUGUAUGCGGAGAAAUUCUACGCCUGCCAUUUAACAAAUUUCUUAGUUGUAAAUGAAGCUAGUUGCAGACGAUAACAUGUUACUGAACGCGUUGCCCUUAAAUGCUAUGAAAGCCUAGAAGCGAGUGGUAAUGUUGUGUGAUACGGAUGAAGCCAGGAUGUGAUGCACCUAUCCGUUCUUCUAUGCAAGAUCUAGUAGCCUUCUCCAUCGGACUGUCACGGAUGGUCUUGAACAUUGUUGAGCUCACAGUGGUUUACGGGUGGAGGUGGUCAGUCUGUGAGCUUCACCAACACGUCAUUCGUGUAGACGGUCGGGAAUUGGGCAAGAGGGAUCCAGGGCUUGCAUAGCAAAAGCGCUGGUUUGUUUGAAAUCGAGUCAGUUGAAGACAUUCGGGUCAUACAGCGGUCUUUGUCAUCCCACUUCACCAAGUGGUUAUUUCAGUAUCAAUAUGAGAAUCUUGUGCCCUGGCAGUGUUUUCUUUUUCUGAGAAGGCCUUGAUCAAGUUACCAAAACGGUGGCCGCUGAUGCCAAGCGGUCAAAUUUGGGAAGUACAGUACUCUGAAGUAGUGUGUGUGGCUACUAGGCGUGCUAUCAAACUUUUCAAAGAGAAAUACUGCAGUAGUCA
This is a messenger RNA of Marchantia polymorpha subsp. ruderalis, 1841 nucleotides long. The record is from the annotation of a GenBank genome assembly. Lineage: Eukaryota; Viridiplantae; Streptophyta; Marchantiopsida; Marchantiales; Marchantiaceae.